Molecule: messenger RNA, 932 nt
Organism: Dermacentor silvarum
Lineage: Eukaryota; Metazoa; Arthropoda; Arachnida; Ixodida; Ixodidae
Exons: 2
Coding region: 24-779 (251 amino acids)
Source: RefSeq, a predicted model, not a curated record
ACGGCAGCUUGCUGGCGGACAGCAUGCCUAAAUCGCCAUUACUGCUUGUGCAGGUUUUGCCGUGGUUUUUCGCCGUGGUAUCUACAGCAAACAACGGGACUCAACCAGGAUUCUUCGAUGUGCCGCAACGUGGCAAUGACACUGCGGACCGUCUACUUGUCAACGCCUACCCCACAGGAGUGACGUCAUCGCUGGACAACCUAGAAAAGGCGCAUCCCGGCAUCGAUUUCUUCAGAGGGCACGGCAGCUUGCUGGCGGACAGCAUGCCUAAAUCGCCAUUACUGCUUGUGCAGGUUUUGCCGUGGUUUUUCGCCGUGGUAUCUACAGCAAACAACGGGACUCAACCAGGAUUCUUCGAUGUGCCGCAACGUGGCAAUGACACUGCGGACCGUCUACUUGUCAACGCCUACCCCACAGGAGUGACGUCAUCGCUGGACAACCUAGAAAAGGCGCAUCCCGGCAUCGAUUUCUUCAGAGGGCACGGCAGCUUGCUGGCGGACAGCAUGCCUAAAUCGCCAUUACUGCUUGUGCAGGUUUUGCCGUGGUUUUUCGCCGUGGUAUCUACAGCAAACAACGGGACUCAACCAGGAUUCUUCGAUGUGCCGCAACGUGGCAAUGACACUGCGGACCGUCUACUUGUCAACGCCUACCCCACAGGAGUGACGUCAUCGCUGGACAACCUAGAAAAGGCGCAUCCCGGCAUCGAUUUCUUCAGAGGGCACGGCAGCUUGCUGGCGGACAGCAUGCCUAAAUCGCCAUUACUGCUUGUGCAGCGAUGAUGACCUCUCACACUGGAGCCCGAAUGACAACACCAGAUUAUGCUCGAGGCACUUUGUCAACGGAGAAUAAAGCGCCAUAAAGAAUAAUUCAAGUUACCUUCCAACUCGCCAAAACCUCGACAAAUGGGAUAAGCAAGGCACGCUCGAAGUAUA